AUGUCCAGCGGUAAAUUCCUUAGAUUUGUCGUCACCACAAAGGGUAUCUAUAUUGAUCCCGAUAAAGUGAAGGUGAUACAUGAACUGCAACCCCCGAAGAACCUCAAAGAACUCAGGGGAUUGCAAGGACGAUUGGCUUAUUUUCAUGGGUUAGAGAGACGGGCUCUACUCCUAUCUCAGUAUGACCUACAUUUUAAGCAACAGAAAUCAGUGAAAGGACAAGCAAUUUGCGAUCUUCUAGCAGCUAACCUUAUGAAGGAUACAGCCGAAUUGUACGAAGAUUUGCUGGAUGAAACCCACGAAGUCAAUACUACUUCGCAUCAACAAGUGUGGCAACUGUAUUUUGAUGGGGCUUCCCAAGCAACCAAUGUGGCGAGCACUCCAGGAUGUUCGAAAAUAUCUUCAGGAAUCGGAGUUAUCCUAGUUUCCCCAGAGAAACACAUAUUGCCUCAAGCUUAUUCACUUACUGAGUCAUGCUCCAAUAAUAUAGCUGAAUACAAUGCGCUGCUCAUUGGACUCAGUUUCGCCAAAGAGCUUGGGGUCAAAUAUCUCAAAGCUUUUGGUGAUUCUCAACUGAUAGUCAAUCAAGUUCGGGGAGAGUACGAAGUCAGAAACCCAGAUUUGAUUCUAUACUACCAGGCAACUAUUGAAAUGGCAAACUUAUUUGAAGAAUUCUUCAUCGAGUACAUCCCACGUCUCUAG
This is a messenger RNA of Asparagus officinalis (garden asparagus), 702 nucleotides long. RefSeq lists its product as uncharacterized. The transcript has 2 exons. The record is from RefSeq and is a predicted model, not a curated record. Bases 1 to 702 code for a protein of 233 amino acids. Gene Ontology annotation, molecular function: RNA-DNA hybrid ribonuclease activity; nucleic acid binding. NCBI's taxonomy places the organism in Eukaryota, Viridiplantae, Streptophyta, Magnoliopsida, Asparagales, Asparagaceae.